This is a messenger RNA of Mercenaria mercenaria, 7566 nucleotides long. Its product is annotated as sorting nexin-17-like. The transcript is spliced from 8 exons. NCBI's taxonomy places the organism in Eukaryota, Metazoa, Mollusca, Bivalvia, Venerida, Veneridae. Gene Ontology annotation, biological process: intracellular protein transport. Gene Ontology annotation, molecular function: phosphatidylinositol binding. The coding region runs from base 1 to 672 and encodes 223 amino acids. Gene Ontology annotation, cellular component: early endosome. The record is from RefSeq and is a predicted model, not a curated record.
AUGUCUUCAUUUGUGUUUUAUGGGUAUCAAACCCUUUCGUUUUUACGAUUAGCAAGAACAUUAAAACAUUACGGAUACAUUCAGUUUCAUCCUUGUACCGCUGAUUAUCCUCAGGCAAAUUCUAGAGUGGUCAUAGCUGCUGGCAACAAAGAAUUGAAUUUCAGAAUACUUGUGAAACCGGAUGCUUUUAAAGAAGCAGUGUUCAAAAUCACAAGAAUUAGAUGUUGGAGAAUUACUACCACCGUAGCGGACGACAGCGACAACCCCGAUUCCUCACUUUUAGAACUGUCUUUUGAAUAUUUGAUUGCAAAAGAUACUCUACAGUGGAUCACUGUACAAUCUGAACAAGCAAUAUUGAUGAGUAUGUGUUUACAAGGAAUGGUUGAAGAAUUAAUAAUGAAGAAACAAGGAAGAAAAAUCAAAAAGCCAUCAGAUAGAGUAAGAAGAGGAAAGAAAAACUUUACGAGAGAAAAUAGUAUUCCUUCAGGUCUGGUACAGUCACCGAGUUCUGAGAAAGAUGAUAGGCCCCACCUACCCGUUACACAAAAACAUGUGAACAAAACAGUGUCUAAAUUGCAGGACCUUAAAUUGUUGAAGGGAAAAGGUACACAGAAUGGUGAUUCGGUUACAAAUUCUGCCUUUGAAGAUGCCAUAGGAGAUGAUGACCUCUAGUCAAUGUCAAGGUCGUUAGUGAAGGUCUAGGUUGUUUAAACUUUGAAAAAAAAUUAAUGAAAACAGCUUUGCAGAUGCUUUAUUCAAUUGCAAUUAAGGAGUUGGAACCAGCUUGACAAGUCAAGAUUUUCAGCUCUGUUAUGGAUUCUUCUUACAUGGUUUCACCUUUCUAACAUGUUAUGGAAAAAGUCAUGACAUUAUGCUUAUAAGAGCAACAUAAAUAGAUGGUUAAUGCCUAAUACUUAAAUGCAUAAAACUUGCUGAUUAUUGGUCCACUACCUUAAAAAGUUGUCUCAGUAAAAAGUUUUUGGUGUAAUUCAGUUGUAGAGACAUACUGUGAAAUCAUUUAAUUUUGUGGGCAUAAAAUUUUGUGGUUUUGGUCAAACCAGCAAUUUUGUGGGGAUAUAAAUUUGUGGAUUCAACUUUUUAACAUAACAGCCACGAAAUCCAUGAUAAUUAGUCCCAAACGAAUAUUAAUGAUUUCACAGUACCUUAAUUUGAUAAAGGUUUAUUACAUUUUAAGUCUCCUGAACUGUGUUCAGAGUGAUCCAUUAGUAUAGGUAGCUGGUCCAGUGUCUGUCAUCCAUUGUCUGCCAUCUGUAGUCCACGGAAUGCAUAGAUAUUUUAACAUCUUCUCCUCUCAAACUUAAGGUCAGAAUUAUACCAAACUUGAUCAGUAACAUCCUGGCAAAGUCUUCCCUCGGAUUUAUUCAAACGGUUGAGCUUUCAGGGGCUGCUUAAGCCGGAAAUGGAAAUACCUUUAAAUGAUUUUUAACUUCAUGAUGGAUUUUUAAUGAGACUUGUUCUGUAACAUCUUUAUAAGGUCCUCUCCCAAAUUUGUUGAAAUGGGAGUGUUAAGUUCCUUUAAAUGGCUGCUAGAGCUAAAUAUAGAAAAAAAAAACAUCUUCAUAAACAUCUGAUGGAUGUUCAUCAAACUUGGUCUGUAGCAUCAUUGAAAGGUCCUCUUUUAAGUUUUAUUCAAAUGUUGUCGCCCCUUUUACAGUCGACUAAAGCUAAAAAUUGAAAAGCAUUUAAACAACUCCUCAUGAAGGUAUUGAUGGAUCUUCAUCAAACUUAGCUUAGGUCAGCUGAGCGACUUAAUGCCCAAAAGGCAUUCUUGUUUAUGCGAAAUUUGCACAAGUUCUGCUUUGAGGCUAUUGCAGGACUUUAUGAUUGAAAUUGUUAGUUACUGGAAGAACCUUACUUUAGGAUAUUGAUAUUUCCUCUAGAGAGAUAUGUUACUUUAGGGUGACAAUAUUACUUAGUAGAAAAACAUAUGUAUUUAAUACUUACUCAUUUACGCUGAAUGAAUGAUAUUACUUAUUCAUUUACACCGAAUGAAGGAUGUCUGAUGAUGUGACAGAGUGUAUAUAAAAGUUCACAUGUCAGUAUCAUCGAAAAAAAAAUAUUGAUAGCACCUGUCCCAUUGUAAAUAAAAUAAUAUUAAAAGUGUGUUAUGUUAUUACAUGUAUAACAAUACUAGUAUAUGAACCUAGAUUGUGUAAGGCCAGUAUUGAAAGAGGUUGUUUUCAUGGAUAAAUUAGAUAGAAAUAUAACCAUGAUUAUAAUGUUAUUGUUACUGAUAGAUGUUUUAAUUUUUUGUUUACUUGUUAGAAAUUUUGCUCUUCUGUCAUGUGAGAUUUAUGUUUGCAGAGACCACCAAAUUCACUGAUAUUGUACAACUAACUUUAACUGAAUCUGAAGAAUUGAAUUGGCUUUAUGCGUUUGGUGAAAUACAGGUCCAGAAGUUCUUAAAACGUUGUGUUUUUUUUUUCAUGCAGGUGAAGGUUAAGGAGAAUCUAAACCUAUACACUUUUAGGUACAGACUUUUAAAUCUUUAACCUUUACCCUGCUAAAUUUCUAGAAUGGACUGGUCCAUCAUUCAAUUUGGACAGUACCAUUUAUUAUUUAAAGGGAUGUUCAUUGAAAAUUUACUGACAAAAAAGCGAACAGUGCAGACCAUAAUCAGUCUGCACGGACGUACAGGCUGAUCUUGGUCUGCACUGGUUGCAAAGGCAGAAUCACUUGCUGACAGCAGGCUAAAGAUUAAUUUUGAUCAUAUAUCUUGGUCAUUUUUGUUAUCAGGGGAAAAUUUUACUCUUCCUGACAGGUCAGUGUUGAAAAGAAAUCAGAUUCCUUACAUAGCAUUAAAGCAGUGUGUGAACUUAAUAAAAUAAAAGAAAAUUUGUGUAAUGUUCUGAAACCUAUACAUUUGCACAAAUAUGUGUUUCUUAAAGAUACACUACUUUGGUCAUAAUUAAAGAUACAUUGUUUUUUGCCAUCAUUUAUAAAAAGAUAAUUUCAAGCACUCACUAAUAGAUCACGAAUGAUAACUCUGUAUGACUUGAUUUUUAUUCCUGAAAGUCAUGAAAACUGCUAUUACAGAAUAUGCAUACAUUUAUAUAGUACUCCUACAAUAUUAGCAUGCUAUUUUCAUACUUAUUCUGUUUGCUUUUGUGUUCUGAUUCAUGACUUCUCAAGAUAUGAGCCGCGCCAUGAGAAAACCAACAUAGUGGCUUUGCCACCAGCAUGGAUCCAGACCAGCCUGCGCAUCCGCGCAGUCUGGUCAGGAUCCAUGCUGUUUGCUAACAGGUUCUCUAAUUGCGAUAGGCUUUGAAAGCGAACAGCAUGGAUCCUGACCAGACUGCGCGGAUGUGCAGGCUGGUCUGGAUCCAUGCUGGUCGCAAAGCCACUAUGUUGAUUUUCUCAUGGCGCAGCUCAUAUAUUAUAUCUUUAUAUUAAGGCAUUAUCACUUGAUUAAACAAUACUCUCUCUCUAUAUAUAUAAGGCAGUUUUGUAAGCUUCACUUUGCAUUGUAAAAAUCAUCGAACAUUCCACAUUUACUUACAGAUUUAUGGUCUGUCAUGAUGAAAGUCUGGGUGCGAGCACAUUUCAAAAUAUGCGUGUAUGUAUAAAAGUAUGUGUGUACGCAUAAAUAUAUGUAUGCACAUACACUUCAUACAUGUAAGCGUAAACAUGUAGGUGCAUGCAUGUAUGGAUGUUCACUUACAUAUACAUGUGAGCUAUGCAAUGUCCACGAGUAAUUUUACAAGUACAGUCGUAAUUACAAGUUCUCAUAUAUAACUGUGCACGUCCAUGUCCAUAUAUGCGUUCACCUAAAUAUUUACGCAUACAUGUGUAAAAAUGUAUAUAUAUGCACGUGUAUAUUUACGCGUGAACACUUGCUUUUAUUUGUACACAUAUUUUGAAAUGUGCAUGCACGCACAGUAGACUUUCGGCCUAAAUGAUAUACCAUAUAGAUUUGUUUGAAUAUUCAUUACCCGUCGUUUCUUUGAAUGAGAUUGAUGUUUUGUUCAAAUCUAAUGCUUGUUUCACUUAAUUUGUUUGUUUUUUUCACAAGCUUUUAAACAAAACUAUUCCUUGUAAGACCUCUUGUCAACUAUUAAAUUUUUGAUGAUAAUUUUUCAUGUAGGAUUUAUUAGCAUUUAAGUACCACGAGGUGGCUGGGACAAAUCUCCACCUAUAUUGGCGCAGUUUUGUAAAAUUUAUGGCCCUUUGUGAUCAUUUAGUCCAUUCAGUGUACCUGUAAAAAACAAGGUACGGCUUCAACCAUUUGCUAGGGUGCAGGAGGGGUGUUGCACAUUUACUAACCGCUCUUGAACAGACUCUGCUGUUAUUUUGAUUAGUUGCAUCUUUUGCUUCCAAAGCACUUAACCCUUACCUUGCUAAAUUUCUAUAAUGAACUUGUCCAUCUUUCAGUUUGAACAGAACCAUUAACAGUUAGAAGGGGUGCUUACCAAAAAUAUACUUACUGAAUGGCGAACAGUGCAGAUCUUGAUCAUGAUCUACACUGGUCGCAAAGGCAAAGUCAGUCGUGGUCAGCAUGAUAUGGGUCAAAUAUAUAUUUUAUUAGCUUUGAAGUUUAGCUUUUCAUUUUGUAAUCUGAGCAUGUUCAUUCUAUUAGGACAGUUGUGUUCAUUGGCAGGAUAGCUCCUAUUGAAUGCAUUUAAACUUUAUCAAAAUAAUUAUUGUGUGUUUAAUCCUAUAAGUUUUGCCCUCAUCCCGUUUUUAUGCCCCCGGCAUCUACUGAUGUGGGAGGCAUAUAGUGAUUGCCCUGUCCAUCCGUCCGUUCGUUCGUCCGUCCGUACGAGGUUAACCAAAUGGGACCGUUCCGUCUAGCAUCAAUACCCCUGACUAGAAUGACUUGAUACUAAUGCAGAUGUAACCUGUGACCAUUCCUCAUCUUCAAACAUCACCUUACCUCAGUUUGACCUUGACCUUGACCUCGUUUUGGACUUGGGUUGCUCUGUAUGGGCCAUUUCUUGGUUAACCAAAUGGGACCUUUUCGUCGCAUCAAUACUGCUUACAAGAAUGAAUUGAUACUAAUACAGAUGUAAUCUGUGACCAUUCCUCAUCUUCAAACAUCACCUGACCUCAGUUUGACGUUGACCUUGACCUCAUUUUGGAAAAUCUAUCGACAAGGAUGCCACCGGGGGCAUCAAGCGUUUAUUGAACGCAGCUCUUUGUUUGUUGUUGUUGUUGUUGUUUUUUUCACUACACUCACAUGAAGGAGCAUGUAGGGACACAUAUUUACUUAUGCGAAAAGUGAAAAAGCUCUUGCUAACAUUUGGUUGUCUUGAUUUUUUCCUAACCCCCCUGUCCGUAUAAAGGGGAGAUCACUAGGUGCAAUAAUUUCAAUGUGUCUGUUUCUAAAGUAAGUGUUAUGUUUAGUUUGUGAUACUAACCAGCAUUAACCUCGACUCGACUGAAAAAAAAUGUUACAUCGAAAUUGAUCUUCAUAUGCUACUCAGUAAAUAUGAUAUUUUUCAGGUGUUAACAUGUGUUGUUUUUGUUACCAGCAAGCAGGUAUAGGGCAAAUCAACAAAAAGUGAUUUAAAAUAUAGUUCUAACUAAACUAUUUUGAUACUGAGACACUGCAUCGUUAGAAAAUUUAUUAUGUAGUUUUGACUGGCGCGUUGAAUUGAAGUUCAAUUUACAAAACAUGUUUAUUUCAUAACACGUUUCAUUCCUUAACUUAAAAUAUAUUAUUAUAUUCUGCAUUCCACACUCUCAUCUCCAUGCCUGCGUGCAAAAUAUUUUUUGUGAUUUUGUGUUAAUGGUUGUACAAAGUGAUUUGUAAAUACGUUAUUUUUUCUCUGUGCAAAAUGAAUAUAAUCAAAAUGGUAAAACAAAGUUUGUCAACUCUUAAGCUCACAAUAAAAGCAGGACUGUGUCUUCAGCGCUUUGUACCAUUCAGCGUGUAUAUAUAGAAAACUGGUCAUGUUGUCUGAAGUCCUUUGAAAAAAAAUAUUUUUGGGAUACCAGAGCCCGAAUUUAUCAACUUUUAUAAGUCUAAAAUUUAGAUUUUAAAAUGCUAGAUCUCUUCUCUUGCUCUGUCAUUGUUAAAAUAGUACAUACUCUAAUCAAACUUUGCAUGAAUGAGCCUUUUACAUACUGCUCAGCAAAGUUUUAGCAUUAAAAGUUUAGUGUAAACAAAGUUAUGGAUGGCACAUUUGAUAUUUGUUUCAAGUGUAAAUUUUAGACUUUUGAUACUGAGGAGUAUGGACAGAUCUAACUAUUGAUAGUCUUAAUAUCAUAAUAUACAUGUGACAGUUGUUGCAUUUAAGGUAGUGUAUCCGUAAUGGCAAUGAGCAAUUUCUGUGCAUUCUGUUAUUUUAGCAUUCUUGGGCCGUGUCAUAUGAUAACAACCGGAGAAUUCCGAAAUCAUGUACGGAGAAAACGGAAUUGAACAGAAAUUACCGAUUGUCAUUUCGGAUCGAUUACUUUAAGUAAAUACAUUAGAAUUUAGACUUGUUCGUGCAAGUGUUAGAACAUACAUAACCUAGAAAUGUAUAAAUUAUGAUUUUAUUUCAAUAUUUUUCUUCUGAGAUAAAUGCAUACAUGCCUUUGACAUUUUCACGCUGUGUUUACGCUUUAAAGCGCAUGUACGUGUUUUAAAAGUAGAUGUCUAGCCUAGAGAUUCAUUUGAUGUUCAUGGAAUUGUACGCAUUCAGGGAUGAGAUGAGCCGACAUUUACAGAAGAAGAAUUAACGUUGUUUUACUUGUUAACAAUUUGACGUUGAUGCAUAUAAAGUUUAUAUACAUAUACUGCACGUUUUACUGUAUUGUUAGACUUAAACAGUAUUCAAAAAAGAUAUAAUUUUAUAACUUUAAUGUUGGUGCAUUACACAGUCGCUUUUAAACAUAUUUUUUGAUACAUUCAUUCUUGCAGGACUCUAUUUCAAGCUUCACUUUUAAUUUUGUGAUAUUUCCCAACGUUGAAUAUCUCAGUAUGUACAUUUUUGAUCCUAAUAUGUGUAAAUUUUGUAUUUUGAGAUAAUCCUGGCUUUUGACAUAUUAAGUUAGGCACACUAUGGUCAAUCUUCUGUCCCAGAAAGGAAGAUGGGAUUUCGUUACUUUAACACAUUUACCUUUAUUUGACAAAGAUUCUGCAUGAAAAACAGCCAUAAUAUAUUUAACUGUAUUUAUUUCUUACUACAAAAUCCUUUAAGCAAUACUACUGUAAAAUCAAAUAUUUUCGCUGGGUCAAAAUUUCACAAAUUUGAAAUUUUCAGUAUGUUCGAGAGGUUUAAUAUUCGCGAAUUUUGAAUUAUGUUGAUGAAUAUUUACGCAAUAAUUCAUUUUCGCGAAAGAUGUAGGGCCUGGCGAAUAUAGCGAAAAUUAAACCCUCGUGAAAAUUUCUGGUUUUACAGUAUUCCACUGCUGAGUAAACGAAAAUCAUAAUUAUGUAUGUAACCUGUUCAUUGUCCAAAAUAUUCUAAGUGUUGUAAAGUACAGAAUAAAUAACAGAUGUUAUUCAGGUGAUUACUAUGCUUUCAUACAGGUCGAGUUGACCAGUUGCAUUAAGGUGAAUGUAUGUGCCAAAUGUUGCUGUAAAUCAAAUAUAUAAAAAUAAAUAUAGCAUCUAUUUUA